Molecule: messenger RNA, 1155 nt
Organism: Letharia lupina
Lineage: Eukaryota; Fungi; Ascomycota; Lecanoromycetes; Lecanorales; Parmeliaceae
Exons: 3
Coding region: 1-1155 (384 amino acids)
Molecular function (GO): oxidoreductase activity
Source: RefSeq, a predicted model, not a curated record
AUGGCACUUCAACCGAAAUCCGCGGUCAAUGUCGUCUUCGGCGCCAUGACCAUUGGCAACGGCGUAGAGCAAUCGCGGGUUAGCGACCUUGGUGAAGCGAAGCAGAUCCUCGACAUUUUUCAGUCCUACGGCCAUAAUGAAGUUGACACAUCGCGAUACUACGGUAGUGGCUCCUCCGAAGAAUACCUGGGCAAGCUCAAUUGGCAAGAGAGGGGCAUUGUGAUGGACACCAAGUUCUACCCGACUGUUGGGCGAGGCAUGGAUAAAGAGCAAUGGACACACAGACCAGAGCAUUUGAGGGAGAAUCUGCAGAGGUCCCUCAAGGCGCUGAAUGCGAAGAAGGUCGAUAUGUGGUACCUGCACGGACCGGAUAGGACGACUCCUUACAUCGACACCCUGCGAGAAGUCAAUGAGCUACACAAGCAGGGUCUCUUCGACAAGUUCGCUAUCUCAAACUACAUGGCCUGGGAAGUAGCUCAGAUCUGCGAGAUAUGCGAAGCACACGGCUGGGUCAAACCGUCCGUCUACCAAGGCAUCUACAACGCCCUCAACCGCACCGUUGAAGCGGAGCUGUUCCCUUGUCUACGCCAUUACGGUAUGGGCUACUACGCAUACAAUCCACUCGGUGGUGGCUUUUUUACAGGUGGCUUUUCGAAAGAUGCGCAGGUGGAGAAGGGCUCGAGAUUCGAUCCGGAGAAGUGGCAGGGCAAGAUGUACAGGGCGAAAUACUUCAAGGAUGAAUACUUCGAAGCGCUCGACAUUGUGAAGCCGGCGGCGGACAAACAUGGGCUUACGAUGGCGGAGGUGGCGUUGAGGUGGAUGACACACCACUCGCAGCUGGGGAGGAAGUAUCCGGAUGCGAUUUUGAUUGGGGCGAGUAGUACGAAGCACAUUGAGCAGAACUUAAAGGACCUCGACAAAGAACCACUGCCUGAGGAUGUAGUGAAAGCGUUGGAUGAGGCUUGGGAGAAACGUGAUGACUUUGCCGUUGCCCUCCAAUUCCGCAUGAAGCCACACUUCGCCAUCUCCUCAAUCCUCCGCCUUGUUCCUUUGCCUGCACUUCACUGCCCCUCCGGAUUCAUGUGCCAAGUGCCGAAUUCGGUGCAGAUAAACCGCUACAGAAGCCUGGCGAAUGGUCUAGCGAACGCUGCGUAA